UCCCAGGAGAAUGGAGGAAUAUAAGUUCGCCAACGACCCACUUCCUAACCCCAAGUCCGUCAUCUCUGGCCCACAGUACCGGUUCACGGUCCUCAACGAGCAUGUAUUAAGAUACGAAUGGGCCGAAGAUGGCCAAUUCGAAGAUCGUCCUUCAACCUUCGCCCUCUUUCGCAAAUUUCCUACACCCACAUUUCGCGUUCAGGACACGGAUGAUACUUUGAUCAUCAUUACGCCCUUGAUCCGCCUCACGUAUGACAAGAAACGAUUCUCGCCGGGAGGUCUAUUCGUCGAAUUCUCGAGCAAGCUCAAGGAUUGGGGUGCAUCUUGGCGUUUCGGUGAUAAUCUCGAAGGAUCGAAUCUGGGCGGCACCGCCAGGACGCUCGAUGGUAUCGACGGACGAUGUGACAUGGGUACGGGAGUACUCUCACGAGAUGGAUUCUCAACCAUCGAUGACUCGACAUCGAUGUUGUUCGAUGAGCUAGGCUUCGUGACGCCUAGACGAACCGGCGAUCGGAUCGAUGGCUAUCUUUUCAGCUUUGGCAACGACUACAAAGGCGCAAUGAGGUCGUUCUAUGCCAUCUCAGGCCCACAGCCCUCAGUACCACGAUGGUCUCUGGGUAAUUGGUGGAGUAGAUACCACGCCUAUACUCAAGAUGAGUACAUCAACCUGAUGAAAAAGUUCAAAGACAAUGACGUUCCUCUUUCGGUCGCGGUCAUCGAUAUGGACUGGCACUGGGUCAAGGAAGAUUUCGUAUCACAUGCAGGCUGGACAGGGUAUAGCUGGAACACGGACUUGUUUCCUAAGCCGGAAGAAUUCGCCAAAGCGCUGCAUGACAUGGAUCUGAAGAUUACCUUGAAUGACCACCCUCAUGCCGGAAUCGCUUCCCACGAGGAAAUUUAUGAAGAAGUGUCCAAGGUCCUCGGCCACGACACGAGCAACAAAGACCCAGUACCUUUCGACCCGACCUCGCCGACUUUCAUGCAUGCUUUCUUCAAUGUUGUGCAUCGCAGCUUGGAGAAGAAAGGCUGUGACUUCUGGUGGGUCGAUUGGCAGCAAGGCUCGAACACACGUAUACCUGGAUUAGAUCCGCUCUGGCUACUCAAUCACUUCCAAUUCCUCGACACGAAGAAAGCAAUUCCAAGCUCUCUGCCCUUGGUAUUCUCGCGUUAUGCUGGGCCAGGCAGUCAUCGUUAUCCGGUCGGAUUCUCUGGUGACAGCUUUGCAACGUGGGACUCGCUCAAAUUCCAGCCCGAGUUUACAGCGACUGCUUCGAACAUCGGUUAUGGGUGGUGGAGCCAUGACAUCGGCGGGCAUCUGCCUGGAUUCCGCGACGACGAGUGCACAGCCCGAUGGGUACAAUAUGGCGCAUUCUCACCGAUUCUACGAUUGCACUCGGCAAACACUCGUUGGAUGUCGAAAGAACCAUGGCUCUACCGCGAUGAGUCCAUGUCAGCAAUGAAAGAUAUAAUGCGAUUCCGUCAUCGCCUUGUCCCUUAUAUAUAUUCGAUCAGUGCUGCAGAUUCUUCAUUGCCAUUCGUACAGCCUUUAUACUGGAGUCAUCCCGACGCUGACGUUGCGUAUCAAUUCCCAAACCAGUACUACUUUGGGCCCUCGAUGGUCGUGGCACCUGUCGUCUCUCCCCGGGAUCCGAGAACAAAUCUAGCAGAGGUCAAGGCCUGGGUACCGCCAGGCAGACACGUAGACAUCUUCACAGGCAUCGUGUAUGACGGGAACCGGAAGCUCAAUCUUUACCGUGGUCUGAAUGACGUUCCCGUCCUUCUUCCAGCUGGAUCGAUCGUGCCUUUGGACGCGGCGUUGGUGCCAAGCAAUGGAUGCAAGAAUCCCACAGAGAUUGAACUUCUUGUUGUCGUUGGCCAGGAUGGCCAUUUCGAGCUUCUCGAGGACAGAGUCGACGAUGCUGCGGGCGCGGCAGCACAUUCUACCCACUACUCGACCAAGUUUAUUUGGAAUCAAUCGAAAGGCCAGCUUUCCUGCGAAGGCAGGGCCAUGAACUGGACUUUCCGAUUCAUUGCAGCUCGAACUAACACCAUCAAGGUAUUCAUCGACGGUGAGCUUACAACUACAAGAUCCGAUCUCCUUGAGACCGAGGGAAACCCAGCAAGUGUCAUUGUGAGAGUUCCCGCUUCGUCAAACAGAGCGACCAUCAAGACCGUGAUUGCUUUAGAUCCCGACACUCAAUUACAGCGUAUUGACCACAUGGCGACCUUGAGUGACUUGCUGAGGGAUUAUCAAGUCCACGUUCACCAGAAGGAAGCGAUCUGGAAGAUCUUGGAAUCGUCGCAAGGGACGACAGUCAAAGUUGGCGAGCUUCUCAACCUGGGUCUGGACAAGGCGAUCAUUGGGCCCAUCAUGGAGCGCCUGCUCGCAGAUAGUCGCAAAAGCGAUACUGUGAGCGAGUGAUAAUGAUGGCUAUGCACAAGAGCCCUCCAGCGGAUGGUUGUCUGAAUA
This is a messenger RNA of Dissoconium aciculare CBS 342.82, 2470 nucleotides long. Its product is annotated as glycoside hydrolase family 31 protein. Gene Ontology annotation, biological process: N-glycan processing; carbohydrate metabolic process. The record is from RefSeq and is a predicted model, not a curated record. The transcript has a single exon. Lineage: Eukaryota; Fungi; Ascomycota; Dothideomycetes; Mycosphaerellales; Dissoconiaceae. Gene Ontology annotation, molecular function: alpha-glucosidase activity. Bases 11 to 2422 code for a protein of 803 amino acids.